AUGCCUGCCGGUAAUUUGGCCAACACCAGGGCUGCGAGGGCUGCACUGGAGGCGUUUGAGGAGCCCACAUUUAAGCAGCACUGCACUGAGGGCCUUACAAAGCAGCUUCAGAGGACCAAGGAUGGGGCUACGGACAAGUCGAGGAUUCAGGAGCUUGCAGAGCUGGUCAAGCAGCUUCGCAAGUGCCUCAAGGAAAUGGGCUCCCGGGCUACGAUAUACAUCGACAAAUGCGCCGCGUUUGAACGGGAGUGCACGCAGGAGGUUGAGAGCAGCCGCCUCUCGUCCCUGAGCACGCUGAAGCAAGCGGAGGCUGAGUUGGCCACUAUGCGUGCAAAGCUGGCGUGCGCUGAGCAGGAUUUCAAGUAG
Volvox carteri f. nagariensis is the source of this 366-nucleotide messenger RNA. RefSeq lists its product as uncharacterized. Bases 1 to 366 code for a protein of 121 amino acids. NCBI's taxonomy places the organism in Eukaryota, Viridiplantae, Chlorophyta, Chlorophyceae, Chlamydomonadales, Volvocaceae. The transcript has 3 exons. The record is from RefSeq and is a predicted model, not a curated record.